AUGCUGCAACUGAAGGAUGUUUUGACUAUGUCCAUUUCUCAAGGCUGGCAAAUUUUUGACGACAGCUCUCUUGUGCAGAACAGUGUUGACGAGGAUGACUUCAAGUCUUCCACCUUCCGUCGUUCUCGAAGCAGCUUCAGAGCAGUUGGCAAGCGCUCCCGAUCUUCGUCCCCCUAUAAAGGGCAAGUGCAUGUACCAGAACUACUCUCUCUCUGUCUUUCUAUCUUGGAGUCCAUCGUAUCUGAAGACUGUCGGUAUCGGGUCGCUUUUCCUCGUCCGUCCCGGCCUCCAAACGCCUUGCAAGUUCUGACUCUGAAUGUUGCGCAAUUUUUGAUUCAUUGCCAUCGCCAUGACCCUCGCAUCAUAUCCCAAAUUGCACUGGCCAUGAUACCUUCAUUCUCUACAUUCGAUGCGCAAAUGUAUCCGCGACUGCUGUCGUUCUUUGAAAUGAGUGUCGUCCGAGUGGUUCUUCAGAGCCUGAGGCUGUUGCAAGGGUUCCCAGCCCAAGAUUCCAUGACAAGACAAACCCAGGACUUCCACUUUGAAGUUGUGGACCCAGACGAAGUCCCCGCCGUAUCUAUCCAAAUUGACGAAGUCCAGAAUGACGGUCAGCCCCAUCAACGCCCAUUGGGAUUCGGUGCUAGGAACGAGACAUUCGUCAUCCAAUCCACCAACAAUCCUCGUCAAUCUCCUAACAUCUACUGUCUCGCAUUCCUUAUCCCCCCUUUGCUUAGUGCAGCUUUUGAUUCAUUUGAUCUACCUGAUCCAGGAGAAUCACAGACAGAGUUAUCGACUCAUCUUUCUCAGCUCAUAAACCUUAUCGCCGGUUCAAAAUUAGACGCCUAUAAUGAUCUCCUCGAAAUCACUGCGUAUCGCGGUCCGAAAGCUCGCCGACUAGCUAUUGCUUCGUUGGCACAAUUGUGGCCAAGAGCUGCUGGCCACACGGUGAUCAGCAGUGCAUUUCAUACGCCAGAACAUGGUCGCAUACAUACGCACCAAUUUACACCGUGGCAUGCAGAAGCCAAUGGCGAGGGAAGCAGCCGAAGCCAUGCAGCCUGUCGGUCAUGUCAACGACCCAUCCAGGGAUUCUGCUUAAUGUGCCCCUUCUGUAUGACGGUCGUCCACUUUGAUUGCUACGACUAUCACGAAGGCAACUACGAUGUCGAAUACUCUAUGGCAAACGAUCCCCGUACACAACGUAUAGCAAUGUGCCGAUUUUCCUACGUUAUGGCCGCUCGAGACAUACACGAAAACACAAUCGCGAAGAACAGCCACCAAUUCAAACCGACGACAUGGUUCACGCUGUGUCUCUGCUUUGUCUGUCACAAACCGCUGCUGGGCUGCUUCGCACAGGGUUUGAAGUGUGAACGGUGUCCAUUUUCCGUCCAUUCCGGAUGUCUUCCCUUCCUUGAUCCCUCUAGAAGGUGUGGCUCCUCAGUCACCUCCGAUGACGUGAUCAUUACAUGGGAGACUUUGCGAAUGUCCUGUUUGGAUUACUACCCGAUUCUUCGACUCAAUAGCGAUCAACUUGGUGAAUGCAGUUUCGAGGAGAUUUCUAUCUACCAUAAUGUCCUCCGAGCACAGGUCCAGUUACUCACCAACGGCAUUGGUAUGGGGUCUGUUGUCGUCAUAAAAAAUGGCAAGAACAUUCGGCAGACUAGCGAAGACUCCGAUCUAUUCGAGCUUCGUCGAGUUCUUGGUUCCUGUGUUGAGCUCCUCCACGACGGAGGGCUGGUGUUUUCCGACUCGUCUAGACAAUUCAUGCAGGAUACCAAUACAUCAAGCUCCGGUUUGUCGAUUAUGGUCAAUUGGUCCUAUCUGGAGUAUACUUCCACGAUAAUCAAAGUGCCCUCACUUCAAGCCCGUCCGAGACAGCAAGGAGCAUCCGGGCUUCUGGACGUAGAUCAAUACAUGGCUUCUGGAGAGGAGGCGGCAGAGUUGCACACUUGCGAAUCUGUUCCUUUGUCCCAUAUUAGAGCUACACUAGAAGCGGACUUUGGUGUUCACUCUGAACAGGCUGCCAAAUUCUUUAUCAACCACUUACACCACCUCGCGUUCUUUGACAAGGCAGACCACAGCGUUCAGUCUUUUGAAGACAUUUUUGCUGAACAGCUGCCUGAUUGCGUUUUCCCCCUACCGCUUGGACUUGACCUUUCUUUGAACGUGGAAACUUUGGUGUCGUCCAUCGAGGCUUCCCUAACGGAUAUAGACCUGACCAGCAAUGAAUUUGGCUUUUUGCUAUUGACCCGAAGAUUUUGGCCAAGCGGAUUGGCUUCUGAGUACGGCUUGAAGAGGUUGGCAGGAAGGGUUCUCUCGUGGAUAUUGAAUGAGGACGACAAUCUUGCUAUUAUUCUCCGAGAGUUCGUAGCAAAACAGAGGAGAUUACCAGGCGUUCGAUCCGACCGCAACGAACAGCCCUGGCCGCUAUCAACGGACUUGCGAGCAGGUCCUUCUAGUCUCGCUAGCAAUGGUGGAGACUAUGUAUCAUCCAGACGUGCAUUGCUUUCGAGAUAUGCGUUGCCGUGGCUAUUACACCUGCACACCUUGGAUGGGGAACUUUACUCUCGCAUUCUCUUUGAAACUUGUUUCCAAUCAGCAGUGGAUCAAGAUGUUGAGUAUGAAUUGACUUCACAACCCAAGGGAAAAGAUAUGUCAAGUCGCUGCGACAGCAUCCUUCGCUCCAUUACCAAGUUCUGCCAACUCUCCGUCAUCUUCUCUGCGUUCGACACUGUCUUUAUCCGCUGGGUAGGGACAGUGGUUCAAUUCGGUGCAGGGGAAAAGCCUAUGCCCGCAUUACAUCGGCUUUUCGUCUCAGACUUUGAAUCAUCCAAUCAAUGGACCAAUUAUUCGGGUGAUCUGCUUCCGGGCACGCCAGAACGGCAGCCAGGGGUUCCGGACCCCCUUGGAGCGAUGGGAAGACUUGCCAGUGAAUCUGACGUUGGACUUACGCAGGGUCUGGGCUUCCUUUCCAUGGCCGCUACUUCCGGGGUCGUCAUAUCAAGCUCGUCCUUUAAUCAAUUCCUGGCUCUGAUAGCGCCUGAGAAUCUCAAUUGCCUCGAUCAUGCAGGUUUAUUCAUCAAAGCUAUUGUAUUGUCCCUUUGGAUGAGAUCCUUGGGCAGGCAAGACAUCCAAGGACUUGUGGCUGCCUUGCAUUCACAACUUUCGUCGCAAAUAUCGCGCUCGUUGUUAUCCGGAUCCAAUGCUUCGAUGGCUUUGUCGAUAAUUAGGCUAUCACUAGCGGCCUGCCUGAGGAUUUAUGGUUGUGAAAGGUCCAGCAUAAUCGACUCUGGGUUAGUGACCUUGUCUGAAGUUAACCAGUUGCCUUCUCGGAGAAAAGUUGCAGUUCGCGGUUCGAGGGUCGUAGACCCAAUUAUUGUUGCUCCCGAAGUUCUUACGGCUCUUGAACUUUAUAUCCAAAGCAAUGUUGAGGAUGUUGCCUGUUUUGCGGCUAAAUUCCUCAAUCUAUUCCUUAUGGAAUCGCCGUUCAUGGAAGGAUUUGAGGUUGAUAAUUUCAUACUGCGAAACGGGAAAUUCGUCGCUCUUUGUAUCUGGACGGUAUACAACAUACAAAGAGACGACGUGGCUGCAGUGCGAACUAGCUUACUUCUGCGCGGCCUCCUCAUAGAUUCGGAACCAUUCCAGGAAAUCUUGAACACAAAUAUGGAUCCCACAAAUGUCCCAAUAGAAGAAAGACUGCUAGCCAUCAACCGUCUGUUUCGGAUCGUUGCUGAUGUCACAAGCCCUGCGUUUGGCGUUGAAGGGCGACAAUGGCGUACGAGCGUCGUCGACAUCUUUACAAGCUACUUUUGUGCCCUUUGGGCUGAUCCAGCCGAAGAGGUUAGGCUGGCAGUCCGGUCCUCCUCAGUGGCUCUCCUUCCCGCGCAUCUAAGUGUUAUCACCCAGUGCUGGAACGAGUCCCUAUUGAAGGCUCCAAUCCCGGAGCGCAUUCGCCUACUCGGAUUUUUGAUCCAACUUCGUCCGCAUUUUCCAAGCUGGAAAGUGCUAUCCUGGGAUAUUAUGAUAGAUACACUUCUUCAAUAUGACCAAGAUCCCAAGUUCUCUGAGAGCAAUGCCUCGGCAUUUUCAGAGAAGGAGAAGGUCGGAUACCGUCUCUCAACUGUGGACCCCGACCUAGCCCACCUUCGAGUUUCGAUCUUGCUUCUAGCAAUGCAAAUGAUCGCAGACGGCCUCGAAAUCGACAGUUUCUCGUUAAUGAAAAUCAAGGUUCAAUUUGUGCAAAUCACUGGAUUCACUAGGAUAUCGGUACUUCCUACGCUCAAUGGCCAAUCAUUUUACCUGCAGUACAGUGACAUCCCCGAGAUCUCCGAGAGUGCUUACCCCUGUAUUGAGGAAAUUCCUCAUAUUCUGGAUGCUGCGCAUUAUACGACCUUGCCUUAUCCGGUCUUGGGAAUCGCCAACGAAGAGGAUAAAACGGCAAGCGUUCUUGUUGGUUCCGCCUUCCUUGAUACGAGCCUAUGUAUGAUUGGAACUCUGAGGGACUUGUCUUCACUUCCCGUCCUCACCCUGAAAGCGUUGAUUGAAACACUUUACAUCAUCCUCCACAAAUACGACUUUGAAGACAAGACUCUACGACAUUAUCAACCCCUUGUACGACGGGCAGUUCUGCGGACGGUCGAACUUCUGUCGAAGGAUAUCAGUUACGAACUCCGUCAGCUGGCUUUAUCGAUUGCCCAGGCGUCGAUCAACAAGUGGCACACGUUCUUAGGACCUGCCAUUGCUCCCAUCAUUGAACUCGUGGCUACCGAAGUCGCCAGUCAAAGCAAAAAUAGUCAAGACUCCCUGAUAGUGAAUGGGAAGUUACUCAUCGGGAGCACUCUUCAUACGUUUUGUAACAAUGGGUUGCUGCUGAGCCUUAUGAGGCGACCACUCAACGCUGGAUUCUUCGUCGUACUGAAACAGGUGCUUGCCGGCUCGAGCAAUGGUAAUGACGCAAGUACAACACCCAAUGCCUUGUGCGAUCCUCUGCUGCGAGACACUUUAUUACGAGCAGUCGAAUGUGACGCUGGAUCCUUUCCUACAGUAUUCCAGAAUAUCAACACGUUUAUUGAAGUGGUUUGCUUCCAGGGAUACACUGCGGAGUUGAUGGCAUUCGUUGGGCAACAACUUACGCAAAUGGCGCGCCGCAUGUCUGAUGGUAGCACCGAAGGUGUGGACCCUUCACCAUUGAUACUCAUCCCAGUCGUCUUGAUACAAAACAACAAGAAGCAUACCAAGGAGUUGCUUCCUUACAUCGACACCGUCCUCAGAGUCGCUCUGAAUAGGCUGACUGUCUCUACAUCCUGUCUAACCAGCCUUAUUAAGGCUCUGCCUCGACAAAAGGCUCAGGAGUCGACACCGGGUGUGCUAGACCUUGUCGCAGUUCUAUUCGAGCUCUUGCAUGAUGGUUUGCGGAUGAAAACCAAGAUGCUUCCCGCGACAGUCAACUCACUUGUAGACAAAUUCACCGAGCCAACCUCCGAGAAGACGUCGAGGUUGCCCUUGAACAUCCGUUCCUGGAAUAUCCUGCUUCUUGCGAGCCUAUUGGAAGGGAAGGAUGAGUGGAAGUCCAUGGUAUACGCCGAGUUCACCGCCUUCGCGAACGUGUAUUCGGCCAUGCUUCGGAGCUAUGUUCAUUCGGGCAUCAACUCUUUAGCAGCAGCGACAAACGAUAUGAACCAGGCCCACGUCGCUACGAAACUUUGGCUCAUGAUCGCCAACUCAAUUUCUGUGACACAUGGUGGAGAGAGCCUGGUGAAUGGGGUGUGGAAUGAACUCUGGGCAGCCUAUCAAGGCUUCUUGGGAGUUCUAGAAACAGAGGCUCAAUUUGGGCUGUAUCCUACGCUGAUUUCCCUAGCGUCGACGUCGGUCGUAGACCUCCUGCUGUACACGAGGUCACUGCGAAUAUCGCUGGCUCUUGACACUUCAGGACAGAUUGCCAUCCUGAACCGGUUGAAACCACACAAUCGGGGAGACUCCUCUGCCAACAAGAUUACUCGAGCGAUCAAGAGUAUAUCGGAACCACCACCUGAGAUUGCUAGCAACGUUCUGUUGGACCAAAUUGCACGGGAGCUCGUUGCUGCCGAAAAAAUUAAGGUGAUCGAAUCCAAAAGAGUAGGGGACGGUAGAGGUGGCGGAGGAGGGUACAGGAAAGAAGGAUGGUGA
Cyclocybe aegerita is the source of this 6162-nucleotide messenger RNA. Lineage: Eukaryota; Fungi; Basidiomycota; Agaricomycetes; Agaricales; Hemipholiotaceae. The record is from the annotation of a GenBank genome assembly.